AUAAAACGGGAAGACACUCAAUCAAGUAGUGUGGAGACGAUACGAAUGAAAAAACAGUAAUACAAUAUGAACAAAAUUCUAGCGUUUGGCUGACGCCGUAGAGCCAUUAGGGUUUUAAGAAAACCACUACUUACUGCACCAAUCUUUCUUCUCAUCGUACGCAAAAAAAAAAAAAAAAAAACCUAGAAACCUGAGGGAAGACUCUCUCUCUCUCUCUCUCUCUGGGAUUCAGAUAUGCCUCCGAAGUCCGCUAAAUCGAAAGAAGCACCGGCCGAGCGACCAAUUCUUGGGCGUUUCUCAUCUCAUCUCAAGAUUGGCAUUGUUGGAUUGCCAAAUGUUGGAAAAUCUACUCUUUUUAACACGCUCACAAAGUUGUCAAUACCUGCGGAGAAUUUUCCAUUUUGUACCAUUGAACCAAAUGAGGCCCGAGUUAACAUCCCCGACAAUCGAUUUGAAUGGCUUUGUCAAUUGUACAAGCCGAAAAGUGAGGUGCCAGCUUUCUUGGAAAUCCAUGAUAUAGCUGGACUUGUUCGAGGCGCACAUGAAGGGCAAGGAUUGGGGAACAGUUUUUUAUCUCACAUCCGUGCAGUUGAUGGAAUUUUCCACGUCCUACGUGCAUUUGAAGAUCCAGAUAUCAUCCAUGUUGAUGAUUCUGUGGAUCCUGUGAGGGAUUUAGAGGUUAUUACAGAAGAAUUACGGCUCAAGGAUAUUGAAUUUAUGGAGAAGAAGAUAGAGGAUCUUGAAAAAAGCAUGAAGCGGAGCAACGACAAGCAGUUAAAAAUAGAGCAUGAAUGCUGUCAAAGAGUCAAAGCAUUACUUUUGGAUGGGAAAGAUGUUCGUCUUGGGGAGUGGAAAGCUGCUGAUGUUGAAUUACUGAAUACUUUUCAAUUGCUUACUGCCAAGCCUGUUGUUUACUUGGUUAACAUGAACGAGAAAGAUUAUCAAAGAAAAAAGAACAAGUUUCUCCCAAAGAUUCAUGCAUGGGUGCAAGAUCAUGGGGGUGAGACAAUAAUCCCUUUUAGCUGUGUAUUAGAGCGAAAUCUUGCUGAUAUGCCGGAAGAUGAGGCUGCGAAGUAUUCUGAGGAGAACAAGGUGCAGAGUGCCCUUCCAAAGAUCAUAAAGACUGGAUUUUCAGCUAUUAAUCUUGUAUACUUUUUCACGGCUGGCCCUGAUGAGGUGAAAUGUUGGCAAAUUCGACGGCAGACUAAGGCUCCUCAAGCUGCAGGGACCAUUCAUUCGGACUUCGAGAGAGGAUUCAUUUGUGCUGAGGUCAUGAAGUUUGAUGAUCUAAAGGAACUGGGCAGUGAGGCAGCUGUUAAGGCUGCUGGGAAGUACAGACAGGAGGGGAAGACAUACAUAGUUCAAGAUGGAGACAUAAUAUUUUUCAAGUUCAAUGUUUCUGGAGGCGGGAAGAAAUGAGACACAUGGUUGAUGCAGAGUCGUACUGAGACAGGAUGAAGUGAAUUAAAAAAAAUUUCUUGGGAGUUUUUUCGAUAUUUAAUCUGUAAGGUUGAACAAUGAGAAAACCCUAUUCAUGUCUCAUUUUUGUUGCAGCCGUGUAAAAACCUAAUUCUUAUUAUAUGUUGAAAUUGAUAAGUAGAGCGAUGAGGAGCCAAUUAGCACGAUGAAGAAUCAAUUAGGGACAGGCAGUGUGCUAAUAUUACCCAUCCUUUUAUACUUAAAUGCAAACCUCCUUUUACACUCA
This is a messenger RNA of Malania oleifera, 1705 nucleotides long. Its product is annotated as obg-like ATPase 1. The record is from RefSeq and is a predicted model, not a curated record. The transcript is spliced from 12 exons. Lineage: Eukaryota; Viridiplantae; Streptophyta; Magnoliopsida; Santalales; Ximeniaceae. Gene Ontology annotation, cellular component: cytoplasm. Bases 235 to 1419 code for a protein of 394 amino acids. Gene Ontology annotation, molecular function: ATP binding; GTP binding; ATP hydrolysis activity.